AUGGAGUAUGGUGAUGUUGAAACAUUACUCAGCGAGUUGGCAAAGUCAUUGGGUAUCAAGAAGAAGAGUAUCAUCAACAAGGCAAAAGAGUUGAUGAGGAAGGCAACUAUUAGACAGCCACAGGGUCUAGGUGGUUGUGAGAUAUGUAAACCAACUGCUUGUGUAUAUUUGGCCUACCAAACAUUGAAUAUAUUGAAGGAGUUGGACUUGCCAAAGCUCAUUGGACAAUGUGGUACGACGGACAAGUUGUUCUAUCUGGCUGUUAGGAACCUUCAGAAUAUACUUAGUAUACAUGUUCCAGAGUUGAUAGAGAUGCUUCCAGAACUAAAGUCACACACUGAACUGGUGGAACAGACAUUGAACUUGUUGGCUCUAUACAAGAGUAAUCUUGGUGCAACAGCAAAUCAAUUGGAUCUGGCCAAUGUGGAGUACACUUGCUCAGCACUCUAUGUCAUGACACAACAAAACAUGAUAUAUAUAUCACAGAUAAAGUUCUUGGACAUUUGCAAGUUCUCAAAGGCCGAGUUUGAUAGAAUUGUUGGAUCGAUUCAAGAACAUUGUUAUGCUGGCAGACCAUUGCCUAUAACCUCACCAAAGCUUGUACUCAAACUACCUCCACCUCUCAGUCCUACAGGCAAGACAUCACCUCCAAAGAAGAGAGUGAGGUCCAGUCUGGAUAACAAGCAACCAAGUUCACAGGAUAGUACACCACCUUCAAGUGGCACCACUGAGCCAAGUACUACUACAACAUCAACAACAUCAACAACGUCAACAAAAUCACUUAGGCAUAGUCAAUCAAAAGUGCCACCACCAAUGAACGAUGGAUCAAUGACUGUUGAAGAGGAGAGACUAGCAUUCAAGAAGGUUAAGGAUGAUAAUUAUCAACAAUGGAGGGAUAAGGUCUUGGAGGAGAAUAGAAAGGAGAAGGAGAAUAAAGAGAAGGAGAGGGAGAAGGAAAAGGAAAUGGAAAUGGAGAAAGAGAAGGACAAACCAUCAGUAGCAAUAUUGAAUCAAUCUGAUAUAUCAUCAUUCUUCCAGAGGAAGAACAAACAGCAACAGCCACUGCCACAGGAGCAGACACAGCCACAGCAGCCAAAGCCAGAGCCACAGCCACAGCCACAGCAACAGCCAGAGCCGCAACAGCAACAGUCACAGGAACAUGCACAGCCACAGCCACAGCCACAGCCACUGGGAUAG
Molecule: messenger RNA, 1197 nt
Organism: Acytostelium subglobosum LB1
Lineage: Eukaryota; Evosea; Eumycetozoa; Acytosteliales; Acytosteliaceae
Exons: 8
Coding region: 1-1197 (398 amino acids)
Biological process (GO): DNA replication initiation; DNA replication
Cellular component (GO): nuclear origin of replication recognition complex
Molecular function (GO): DNA binding
Source: RefSeq, a predicted model, not a curated record